UUCUGUGAAAUGAGUUUCCAAGGCUGUGUUUCUGCAUUAGAUGUCAAAAAGGGGGAACUGGUCUGAAGAAGCAGAGCGUAAUGUUUGUAUGUAAUGUUUCUAUUUUGUACCUUGUCCUUAGAAACAGCUGGCAUGAAGAGGUAGAAAUACCACACACGUUAGCAGCAUGUUUUAGAAACAGAGUUGCUGAAUUAUAUGAUUAAUUCUCACUUGCAAAACUGCAGUAGUUUUUAAACGUUUUCGAAUAGUACAGGUAUGAUUAUGGGCUGGAAAGGAUGUUCUAAGGCUGUUUGGAUAAGAGACCCUGAGCAGAAGAAAAGCAGAGUUAGCAACCAUCAGAGAAGCCAACAGGGCCACACAGGGCCAGGUGGUCUCACUCUGUGGGAGGGAACUGAUGGCUGCCAGGAGGUUCCUCCGUGUCGCUGUAGUUCCUGGCUACCAAGAGAAGACUGUGGGCCACCGUAAGGGGGCGGUGAGCUGCCAUGGAGCCUCCCCUCGGUCUCCUCUAUGGGCAGAACAACCCAGAGAGCUCAGGUGCUGCUCAUCCCCUCCGCCCUCGGGACCGUUCCCCGUCGUGUCAGCCGCACUGCAGGAACUCUGUCGUUGUUUUCUCUCCGUCUCUGGAGGAGUUCCAGGAGGGUGGAGAUGCGGCACUUGGGGACGGGGCUCGGAGCGACGGAGAAGGACGGGCUGGAGUCGGGUUGGCGAUCCAGAGGUCAUUUCCACCCCUGGGGUCUCAGUGCCUCUCUGCAUCCAACCCAUCCUCGCUGGGAGGAGCGUGCCGCGCAUCCCACACCGCUGUGCUCCAGCGCUCAGGCGGGGCUCCCACCGCCGCCCUUGGCCGCGCUCUGACGGCCGGCUCCCGCCCUUACCCUUAUCGUCGUUCCGUCCCUUCCUCUGCGCUUUCGCUUUCCCUUUUGACAACCCUCGGGAGCGAGCUCUGCCCGGCACCCGGUGACGUUACCCGCGCUCUCGGUCUCCAUUGGCCAGGCUGUGGCGGAGGCACCAAUGGGGACGCGGGGCGGGGCCGGAGGUGUCCUGCAGAGCGGUGCCAUGGGUCCGAGCGAGGCGGUGCUGCUGUGGCUGCUGCUGGGGGUCCUGGGCGAGGCGGCGUGCGAGUCGCACUCCCUGCGGUACUUCCUGACGGGGAUUACGGAUCCCGGACCCGGGAUGCCGCAGUUCAUGGCCGUCGGCUACGUGGACGGCACACCCUUCGGGAACUACGACAGCGAGCGCCGGACGGUGCAGCCCAUCGUGGACUGGCUGCCACAGGAGGACGUGAAGCACUGGGAUGCGGAGACCAAGAAGGCCCGGAGCGGUGAGCUGGAUUUCUACGUGGCUAUGGACUGGCUCCAGGAGCACUACAACAAAAGCAGAGCCAACGCGGUCGCACAAAUCACCAAGAGGAAUCUGGAGGAUGAAGGGACGUAUGCUGAGAGAUGGAAGCACGAGCUGGGGACCGUCUGCAUUGAGAACUUGAGGAGGUACCUGGAGCACGGGAAGACUGUGCUAAAAAGGAAAGAGCGGCCCGAGGUGCGAGUGUGGGGGAAGGAGGCUGACGGGAUCCUGACUUUGUCGUGCCGCGCUUAUGGCUUCUACCCACGGCCCAUCGCCAUCAGCUGGAUGAAGGACGGUGUGGUCCAGGACCAGGAAACCCACUGGGGUGGCAUCGUGCCCAACAGCGACGGCACCUACCACACCUUGGCCACCAUUGAUGUGCUGCCGGGGGACAGGGACAAGUACCGUUGCCGUGUGGAGCACGCCAGCCUGCUCCAGUCCGGCCUCUUCUCAUGGGAGCUGCAGCCCAACCUGAACCGCAUCGUGGCUGUGGUGGUCAUCGUCGCUGUGGUGGUCAUCGUGGCUGUUGUCGCUGCUGUCACUGGAUUGCUGGUGUGGAAAAGCAAGUCAGGGAAGGAUGAGAAAGGUGUCAGAGCUGCACUAGGCCGUGAUGGGGAAUCCAGCCAUUUGGCCACAGGUACAGUGUGGGACCGGGGGUCAGGAGGGGUCCCUGAGGUUGGAGGGGUCUCGAUUCCCUGCAUUCUUCUGUUGGACUCACAGCUGGGGCAAUACUGGGCCCAGCUCUCCCUAGAGAGCCCCCAGAGCAGUGAGUCAGGACAGGGACGUGGCCACACAUGACACCGUCUCUUCUCACCCCUGCAGGGAAUGAAUCUUCCAUCUGAGUGCUGUGCUACUUCAGCUAGGCCUGCAUGCGUUUGGAGUUUGUGGGUGUGUGUAUCUCUGCUCAACCUCCUGAAUCUUCUUGGGAUGACAUUCCUCUGCUCUGUUCUGUGGGGUUUGCAUCUUCAUCUCUCUCCUCUCUCUCUUCCUCUCUUUCUUUCCAAGCCAUACCAGAAUGUAACACAAGGCAUAGCACCACAGCUUAUUGCUAAUUGGGUACAUCAUUGUGAUUGCUCAUAUAUUGAGCUUGACUGGAGUUACAGCACCAAAUUGGGCAUCCUUCAACCAAAGCUCAGCCCCUCCAGGGCCCUGACAGCUGAGAACAAGCUGGAGCAUGAGGGGAGUUGUUUUCUGCCAAAUUUCUUUGCACUCUUUGUGUGACGCCUUUCUAGUCAAAUAAAGCUCAGCAGUUUGGAUUGCUGGUUUGCAGCUCA
Lagopus muta (rock ptarmigan) is the source of this 2612-nucleotide messenger RNA. Its product is annotated as class I histocompatibility antigen, F10 alpha chain-like. NCBI's taxonomy places the organism in Eukaryota, Metazoa, Chordata, Aves, Galliformes, Phasianidae. The record is from RefSeq and is a predicted model, not a curated record. Gene Ontology annotation, biological process: immune response. Bases 1009 to 2136 code for a protein of 375 amino acids. Gene Ontology annotation, cellular component: external side of plasma membrane. The transcript is spliced from 7 exons.